This is a messenger RNA of Ictalurus punctatus (channel catfish), 1323 nucleotides long. RefSeq names its product CUB domain containing protein 2 (gene cdcp2). The transcript is spliced from 6 exons. NCBI's taxonomy places the organism in Eukaryota, Metazoa, Chordata, Actinopteri, Siluriformes, Ictaluridae. The record is from RefSeq and is a predicted model, not a curated record. Bases 1 to 1323 code for a protein of 440 amino acids.
AUGGGUCUGAGGAUUGCUCUUUAUCUUCAUCUGCUGUGUAUACUCAGCAAAGCUGCUUCCAAGAAAGGUGUAAAAUGCGGAGGAAUCCUCGCUCCUUCCUCCAGCGGAAACAUCUCCAGCCCUAAUUUCCCAGGUCUUUACCCGUACAACGUCGAUUGUUCCUGGCUGAUCGUGGUGCCCGAGGGUUCGUCCGUGCUGCUGACGUUCCAGCACUUUGAGCUGGAGUACCACGCCGACUGCGCCUACGACUACGUCAAAAUCUACAACGGCGUCUCGGCGGACGAGGGCAACCUUCUGGGGAAGUUCUGCGGAGACGCCUCGCCUCCUCAGUUCAGCUCCUCCUGGAACAUCAUGUCCAUCAUCUUCCACUCCGACCGCCACGUGGCGUACACGGGCUUCCUCGUGGGAUACAGGAAAGAUACGUGUGGCGGCGUGUUGACGGGACUCUCGGGUGUGAUCUCCAGCCCGGGGUACCCGCUCGAGUACAGUAAUAACGCAGAGUGCUCGUGGACGAUCCACGUGUCCAACCGCAGCGUCGUCACUCUGGUCUUCCUCGACUUCCAGCUGGAGAAUAACGAAGGCUGUAACUUUGACUACGUCGCACUGUUCGACGGCCCGACAGUCCGACACCCCCACCUCGGGAAUUACUGCGGAAACAAGCGACCGCCCAGCACCGUCUCCACGUCCAAUCAGCUUCUGAUCGUGUUUAAGUCAGACUUUAAUAUUGGAGGAAGAGGAUUUAAGGCUCAUUAUUACUCGGGCGAGUGCCAGCAGGUCCUGAAAGCCAUCAACGGGAACUUCACCAGCCCCAGUUACCCCAACAUCUACCCCAACGACAUGAACUGCCACUGGAGCGUGGCUCUGCCCCCGGGCUACAGGAUCAAACUGUUCUUCCCGGUCCUGGAGCUGGAGGAUCAGAACAGUCUGACCGACUCCUGCGAUUUCGACUCCGUAGCGGUGUACGACGGUGACAGUGAGACGGACGCCUUGCUGGGACGCUGGUGUGGGGCCGAACGGCCUCCGCCCCUGACGUCGAGGGCGAACAAACUUCUGGUGGUCCUCGGAACGGACCGGAACGUCGCGUUCAGGGGUUUCUCCGCUUCCUAUAUGGGAGUGGUGCCAGUGAACGUGAGCUGCACCAGAACCGAGUUUCAGAUCCAGAUCUCCCAGCAGGCCUUGCCCCAGCUGGACCGCGAGAGCGUGUAUCUCGGAAACCCGUCCUGUUCGGCCCAGAUGACGGCGACGAGCUACAAGAUUCUGGCUCGCUUCGUCAGCUGUGGAACCGCUGGACAGGACGAGAGAGCAGCCGUUUAUAGCCGCUAG